Messenger RNA from Paecilomyces variotii, 291 nucleotides. RefSeq names its product transmembrane proteins 14C-domain-containing protein. NCBI's taxonomy places the organism in Eukaryota, Fungi, Ascomycota, Eurotiomycetes, Eurotiales, Thermoascaceae. The record is from RefSeq and is a predicted model, not a curated record. The transcript has a single exon. The annotation marks the transcript as partial. Gene Ontology annotation, cellular component: membrane.
GGCGGAAUAAUCGGCUACGCACGCACAGGCUCCAUCCCCUCCAUCGCAGCAGGUCUGUCCGUCGGAGCGCUCUACCUACUUGCCUUGCUCCGUCUGCGUAAUGGCCAGAGUUACGGCGAGGAGAUCGGAUUGCUCGCCUCGGCGAUUUUGGGCGGGAGUUCGAUCCCGAGAGUUAUUAAGACGAGGGGAAAGCCUGUGCCGAUGGGGUUGAGUAUUUUGGCUACGUAUGGAUUGGUGGUUUUUGGGUUGGCGUGGAGGGAUAAGAGGGCUGGGGUGGUGGGGAGAGUUUAG